GCAAAUAAUCUAGAAGCUGCUGCACCAUGAGCGUCUCUGCACUGAGCUUCUUCAGACUCCAGGGCGGCAUCAUUGGGUUUCUCCAGCUGGCCUCCCUGCUCUGCCUGCUUCUGCUGCUGUUCAAGGCAGCCCAGUUCUACCUGCGCAGGCAAUGGCUGCUCAAAGCCACCCAGCAGUUCCCAUCCCCGCCCUCCCACUGGCUCUUUGGGCACAAGCUCCAAAUGGACCAGGAACUGCAACUGCUGCUGAAAUGGGUAGAUAAAUUCCCAAGUGCCUGUCCUCGCUGGGUAUGGGGAAGUAGGAUCUUCUUCAUGAUUUACGAUCCUGACUAUAUGAAGAUGAUUCUGGGGAGAUCAGACCCCAAAGCUAAAACUACUUACAGAUUCCUGGCUCCCUGGAUUGGGUAUGGCUUGCUCCUGUUGAAUGGGCAGACGUGGUUCCAGCACCGCCGGAUGUUGACCCCAGCCUUCCACUAUGACAUCCUGAAGCCCUACCUGGGACUCAUGGCUGACUCUGUCAGAGUGAUGCUGAACAAGUGGGAGAAGCUUACUAACCAGGACUCAUUUGAGAUCUCUCAAGACAUCUCUUUGAUGACUCUGGACUCCAUCAUGAAGUGCGCCUUCAGUUAUCAAGACAGUGUUCAGCUGGACAGGAAUUCCCAGUCCUACAUCAAGGCUAUUAGUGACCUGGGCUACUUGAUACCUUCUCGUGUGCGGAAUGCCUUUCAUCAGAAUGACAUCAUCUAUAGACUGACCUCUGCUGGUCGCUGGACCAACCAUGCCUGCCAGAUUGCCCAUAGGCACACAGACCAAGUGAUCAGGCAGAGGAAAGCUCAAUUGAAGGAUGAGGGAGAGCUGGAGAAGAUCAAGAAGAAGAGGCACUUGGAUUUCCUGGACAUCCUCCUGUUUGCCAAAAUGGAGAAUGGGAGCAGCCUGUCUGAUGAGGACCUGCGUGCCGAGGUGGACACCUUCAUGUUUGAGGGCCAUGACACCACAGCCAGUGGUAUCUGCUGGAUCUUCUAUGCUCUGGCCACACACCCUGAGCAUCAGCAGAAGUGCAGGGAGGAGGUCCAGAGCCUCCUGGGGGACGGAGCCUCCAUCACCUGGGACCACCUGGACCAGAUGCCCUACACCACCAUGUGCAUCAAGGAGGCCCUGAGGAUCUAUCCACCAGUACCAACUGUGGGCAGAAAACUCAGCAAACCUAUCACCUUUCCUGAUGGACGUUCCUUACCCAAAGGUAUCUUUGUCUCACUAUCCAUUUAUGGCCUUCAUCACAACCCGAAGGUGUGGCCAAACCCAGAGGAGUUUGACCCUUUCCGAUUUGCACCCAGUUCUACUCGACACAGCCAUUCAUUCCUGCCUUUUUCAGGGGGAUCUAGGAACUGCAUCGGGAAGCAAUUUGCCAUGAAUGAAAUGAAGGUGGCCGUGGCCCUUACCCUGCUUCGCUUUGAGCUGCUGCCGGAUUCCACCAAAGUCCCCUUCCCCGUGCAACGUAUUGUGUUAAAGUCCAAGAAUGGGUUCCACCUGCAUCUCAGGAAGCUCCACUAAUGCUGUCUUACAGCUCUGGAGAUCAGAUGUCUGAAAUGGAUUUCCCUGGACAAAAAACAAGCUGUUGCAGGAUUUCUCAGGGACAAGCCCUGUUCACCAUCUGCUAGCUUGGCUUUCAAGGCCUUCUGAUGGAUGGAUAGGUCCACCUCCCAGGGAUCAUCUCCUGUACUUGAAAUUGACUAAUUUCAUGUUAACCCUAACUAAAACAUUUUUUCACAGUUACAUCUGGACUAGCAUUUAAUUGAAUAAGUGAGUAAUUCAGCCUUGUCAAGUUGAAUCAUAGGCAUCACAUUUUAUCCUGGCAAGUUGUCAUUGAAAUACAUCCCCAUAAACUUACUUAAUCAGAAAAUAAAGAUUUGCUCUGUAACCAAA
This is a messenger RNA of Ictidomys tridecemlineatus (thirteen-lined ground squirrel), 1922 nucleotides long. RefSeq names its product cytochrome P450 4A11-like. Gene Ontology annotation, molecular function: iron ion binding; oxidoreductase activity, acting on paired donors, with incorporation or reduction of molecular oxygen; monooxygenase activity. Lineage: Eukaryota; Metazoa; Chordata; Mammalia; Rodentia; Sciuridae. The record is from RefSeq and is a predicted model, not a curated record.